CAUGGCGGAGUUGCUGAAGAUAAAACGCGAAGUUGAAGAGUUCAAAAAGGAAUACUUCAACAGAAACAGCCAAGCUGAGGAGAGCAGACAGAGGGAGAACCGUGCCGCCCUCCGGAUCCAGAGCUGGUUCAGAGCCUGCAGGGUGCGUGCUUACCUCAGCCAUCUGCACAAGAAAGCAAUCACUAUACAGAAGAUAUGGCGGGGCUUCACAGCAAGGGCACGUUUCAGACAAAUGGUGAAGGCGGCAUAUUUGAUCAUGAAGAUGAAUUUCUACGAGGAGAUGGCGGUCAGGAUCCAGCGGAGAUGGAGAGGAUUCUUUGUGAGGAAAUAUAUUCAUAACUUCUACGCACGCAAGAGAUACCUGGAAGGACUUUCCAGGAAGAACGCACUUGUCAGGAGGGAGCUGGGUGAACUUGAGGAACUCCAGAAGAGAGAGAGGGACUGCCUGGAGAUGGUGAAAGAGCAGACUGCAAAGGUCCACAAAGCUCACCGGUUACACCACCUCCUCAGUACCAAGCAGUGCCCUGGGGUCUUCAACUCUCCAUUUAGGCCGGCCCCCCAUGAGAUGGAGCUACUGCUGAGGCAGGUCAAGUACCAGACCCCCACCAGGCUGGCCCCCAGUGGCAAGUCUUGUCUCUUGGGUAUGCCUGGCCCUGCAGCCCAGAGUUACCCAGGGACUCUUGGGUCCCCUUUGAACAAAACCACUGGAACCUGCUUCUCACCCAGGCUCGUGCUGCCUCCCAUUGCUACCAAGAAACAGCAGGGUCUGUUCAGAGAGCCAGGGGAAGUGUGGGAGCAGCGUGUGCGUUGUCCUGACCUGACGUUACAUCUGCAGACUUCUUACACACACCUGGAGGAGGCCCAGAGUCAGCUUCGACAACACAAGUCCAUGACACUCCCCUCUGGCAGAAUAGAAACAGGAAGUAGAAUCCGCCAUCUGAGCCACAACAGCAAAUCCUUUACUCAGCCAGCCUGCGGCAACAGCGUCAGUUUGUAGAUUAGACUCUGACUCCAA
This is a messenger RNA of Notothenia coriiceps (black rockcod), 1015 nucleotides long. RefSeq names its product spermatogenesis associated 17 (gene spata17). The record is from RefSeq and is a predicted model, not a curated record. NCBI's taxonomy places the organism in Eukaryota, Metazoa, Chordata, Actinopteri, Perciformes, Nototheniidae. The transcript has 9 exons. Bases 2 to 997 code for a protein of 331 amino acids. Gene Ontology annotation, molecular function: protein binding.